Molecule: messenger RNA, 3301 nt
Organism: Thrips palmi
Lineage: Eukaryota; Metazoa; Arthropoda; Insecta; Thysanoptera; Thripidae
Product: aminopeptidase N-like
Exons: 13
Coding region: 98-3124 (1008 amino acids)
Biological process (GO): peptide catabolic process; proteolysis
Cellular component (GO): cytoplasm
Molecular function (GO): zinc ion binding; metalloaminopeptidase activity; peptide binding
Source: RefSeq, a predicted model, not a curated record
GGCCGCCCGGCUGGGCUUCACGCUGCCGCCGCGGAAGGUCCGCGCCGAGGUCGCCGUCGAGGCCACGGCCACGGGCGCACAGGCCUACCCCUUCGGCAUGGCGGACCCCCAGCCGCCGCAGCGCUCCCGCCAGAGGAACCUGGGCACCAGCACCAGGACCAAGCGAGCCGCCGACGACGUGUACGACGAGACCCUGCUGCCCACCAACGUGGUGCCCACCAGAUACACGGUCACCAUGGCGCCCAACCUGGCGACCGGCGUCUUCUACGGCGCCACGGACAUCUACAUCAACGUGGUGGAGGCCACCUCCCGCAUCAUCCUCCACGGCUCGCCAGACAUCACCUUCAACCGGGUGGAGAUUUUGAAGCAGAACGCGCAGGGCACUUUUGACGACAACGGCGAUGCCACCCUCCUGCGGCUGCGGCCCCAAGAGGACGCCGACCGUCUCGUCGUGGACCUGCAGAACGCGCUGGUGGCGGGCGAGCACUACCUGCUGCGCUUCCCCCUGUUCAAGGCCUACUUGAGGAACGACGGGCAGGGCUUCUUCUUGACCUCCUACGAAAACGCCAACGACCAGAGAAUUUUGCUGGCGGCGACGCAGUUCGAGGCGACGGCCGCUCGCUACGCCUUCCCGUGCUUCGACGAGCCCGCCCUCAAGGCGCGCUUCAAGAUCAUCGUGGAGCACGACCCCAGCCUCACCGCCAGGUCCAACAUGCCGGAAAUCAGUCGCAAGGCCACGGCCUUGACCAUCGUGCGCACCGAGUUCGACGACAGCCUCCCCAUGUCCACGUACCUGCUGGCCUGGGUGGUGUCCACCAUGGACAGCAUCGCCGCCACGUCCGACGCCUCCUUCACGACGUGGGGCAGGCCCAACAUGCUGGGCCAGCGGACCGUCUUCCUGGCCAACGAGGUGGGGCCCAAGGCGCUGCAGCAGCUCGCCGAGUUCACCGGCAUCCCCUACGCGCUGCCCAAGGUGGACCAGUUCGCCCUGCCGGACCUCGGCGCCGGCGCCAUGGAGAACUGGGGGCUCGUCACGUACAAGGAGGAGUACUUGCUGGAGACGGGCGUCACCACGAUCCGCGCGCGCGAGUUCAUCGGCACGAGCGUGUGCCACGAGCUGGGGCACCAGUGGGCCGGCGACCUGGUCACCCUGGACUGGUGGUCCAACACCUGGCUCAACGAGGGCUUCGCCACCUACUUCGAGAGCGUCAUCUGCGACAAGAUUUUCCCCGACUGGAAGCUGAUGGAAAAGUUCGUGGCGGACAACUUGCACGUGGCAGUGGCCACGGACGCACUGCCCGGCCAGUUAGCCAUGUCCAGCCCUGUGACCACCACGGACGCCAUAGACGAGAAGUUUGGCGUCGUCUCCUACCAGAAGGGUGGAGCCGUGCUCCUGAUGUUCGAACACAUUCUCGGCACCGAAGUGUUCAAGAAAGGGUUAAACCGCUACCUUUCCGCGAACUCGUUUAAGACGGGCUCCCCCGACGGCCUCUUCCGCGCCAUGAAUGUCGAGGCGGUGGCGGCGUCCUCCCCGCUGCCCCCGAACACGGACUUCGCCACCAUGGCCAAGACGUGGACCGAGCAGGCCGGCGUGCCCGUGGUCACCGUCACCCGCAACACGGCGCAGGGCGCAGUCACCCUCACCCAGGAGCAGUUCUUCUACGAGACCCCCGAGGACCAGCAGAAGACGCUGUGGUACGUGCCCAUCCCCGACAUCGUGAACCCCAAGACCAAGGACUGGACCAAGACGGCCCCCGUCCGCUGGCUGACCCCCGACGCCCCGACCAUCGCGGACCUCGACGUCGACGCCAGCGCCACCGAGUGGAUCGUGGUCAACCCCAGGCAAAUCGGCUACUACCUCGUCAACUACGACGCGGACAACUGGAAGCUGCUGCACCAGGCGCUGCUCAACACCCCUGACGAGCUGCACCCGUCCACGCGCACCCAGCUGGUGCACGACUCGCUGGCCAUGGCGCGCGCGGGCAAGCUGGACUACGCGACGGCACUGCCCUUCCUGCAGGCACUCAAGGCUGAGCGUUCGCCCGCCGUCUGGAAGGCCGGCAUCGAGGCGCUCACUUUCCUGCGCGACAGGCUGGCCAACACGGAGGCCGGCACCGCGCUCAAGGCCUUCAUCCAGCAGAUCACCGCCGACGCGUACGACGCCCUGGGUUUCGGCUCUUCGUCGCCGCCCGUGGUCUACACCAACGAGGACGAGGAGCGCUACCUGCGCUACCUCGUGGCCAGCCACGCGUGCUACGCCGACGGCAAGAAGUGCGUGGAGGACGCCGUCAAGGCGGUCACGUCCGUGUUCGAUGAAUUCGUCGAUCUCCCCGCCGACGUCGCGGACGCCGCGCUCUGCACCGCGGUGAGGAACUCGGACGCCUUGGCCAGGAGCGUCCUGGAGGAGUACAUGGACGUCGAGGAGCUGCCGGAGCGGAGGUCGUACGCUUUGGCCCUCGGCUGCACCCGCAACCACAACACCCUCGAGACCCUUCUCGACAACGUGCUCAACGGACGAGGCCACCCGAUACCGACUCGCGCCGACCUCCACAUGCUCGUCGACGCCAUCCUCAGUCAGCGGGACAACCACAGAUUCAUGCUCGAUUACUUCAAGAAGAACUACAUCCAAUUGAAGGAAUUCGGCGGCAGAGCCUACACCACGAGCUUGCUGAACUCUCUCAUCGAGGACAUCCGCGCGGCGGAAGAAGUGGAAGAGAUCGCGCGAUUCAUAGCGCAGGCCUACCCUGACCCCUCGUCCACGGAGAGGAGGGACACCGAGCUGCGCCUGGACCUCGCCAUGAAGGGCCUGGAGUGGCACCGCAAGUACUUCACCGAGGUAUCGCAGUGGCUGUACGCCGCCACCAACACGGGGCCCGUCACCACCACGACCACGCCGACUACGCCUACAACCCCCAUCGUGCCGCCGAGGCCAACCACUACGAGACCCCCGACGACGCCACCGACGAGGCCACCCACGGGCCCCCCCGGGCCGCCCACCACCUCCGCGCCCCAGCCGCAGCCCACCACCGCGCGCCCGAACAGCGCGAGCACGGCGAACGGCGUGGCCAGCCUGGUGGCCACCGUCCUGCUCGCACUCACGCUGCGGACAGCGGGAUGCUGCUAGCGGCGGAAAAUCAGUUAAUUUAUUGAGUAGCCACGGAUUAAUAAGUUAAUUUAUUGAGUAGCCACGAAAUAAUUAGUUAAUUUAUUUAGUAGUCACGAAACUGUUUGUAAAGCCGUGAAUGUCUCCAUGGUAAAGUAAGAUUGUGUGAUUAAAUGGGAGUACAAUCCACAGUGUUCA